GCCACCGCCGCCAGUCUGAGGCAGGUGCCCGACAUGGCGAGUGCUGUGCUGCCGAGCGGAUCCCAGUGUGCGGCGGCGGUGGCGGCGGUGGCGGCGGCGGCGGCGCCUCCCGGGCUCCGACUCCGGCUUCUGCUGUUGCUCCUCUCCGCCGCGGCACUGAUCCCCACAGGUGAUGGACAGAAUUUGUUUACGAAAGACGUGACAGUGAUCGAGGGAGAAGUUGCCACCAUCAGCUGCCAAGUCAAUAAGAGUGACGACUCUGUGAUCCAGCUGCUGAAUCCCAACAGGCAGACCAUUUAUUUCAGGGACUUCCGGCCUCUGAAGGACAGCAGGUUUCAGUUGCUGAAUUUUUCUAGCAGUGAACUCAAAGUGUCGCUGACAAACGUCUCGAUUUCGGAUGAAGGAAGAUACUUUUGCCAGCUCUACACGGACCCCCCCCAGGAAAGCUACACCACGAUCACAGUGCUGGUCCCACCACGCAAUCUGAUGAUCGAUAUCCAGAAAGACACCGCGGUGGAAGGCGAGGAGAUUGAAGUCAACUGCACCGCCAUGGCCAGCAAGCCGGCCACCACCAUCAGGUGGUUCAAGGGCAACAAGGAGCUGAAAGGCAAGUCGGAGGUGGAGGAGUGGUCAGACAUGUACACUGUGACGAGCCAGCUGAUGCUGAAGGUUCACAAGGAGGAUGACGGGGUGCCGGUGAUCUGCCAGGUGGAGCACCCCGCCGUCCCCGGAAACUUGCAGACGCAGCGGUACCUCGAAGUACAGUAUAAGCCUCAAGUGCAUAUUCAGAUGACUUACCCUCUACAAGGCCUAACCCGGGAAGGGGACGCGCUCGAGUUAACAUGUGAAGCCAUCGGGAAGCCCCAGCCUGUGAUGGUGACCUGGGUUCGAGUCGAUGACGAAAUGCCUCAACACGCCGUCCUGUCCGGGCCCAACCUGUUCAUCAAUAACCUAAACAAAACAGACAACGGCACGUACCGCUGUGAGGCCUCCAACAUAGUGGGGAAAGCGCACUCGGAUUAUAUGCUGUAUGUUUACGAUCCCCCCACAACUCUCCCCCCCACCACCACCACCACCACCACCACCACCACCACCACCACCACCACCACCAUCCUUACCAUCAUCACAGACACAGCAGCGACGACAGAGCCCGCAGUUCACGGCCUCACUCAGUUGCCCAAUUCCGCAGAAGAGCUGGACAGUGAGGACCUCUCAGAUUCACGAGCGGGGGAGGAAGGCGCCAUCAGAGCGGUGGAUCAUGCCGUGAUCGGCGGGGUCGUGGCCGUGGUGGUGUUCGCCAUGCUGUGCUUGCUUAUCAUUCUGGGGCGCUACUUUGCCAGACACAAAGGUACAUACUUCACUCAUGAAGCCAAAGGAGCCGAUGACGCAGCAGACGCAGACACAGCUAUAAUCAAUGCAGAAGGAGGACAGAACAACUCCGAAGAAAAGAAAGAGUACUUCAUCUAGAUCAGCCUUUUUGUUUCAAUGAGGUGUCCAACUGGCCCUAUUUAGAUGAUAAAGAGACAGUGCUAUUGGAACUUGCGAGAAAUUCGUGUGUUUUUUUAUGAAUGGGUGGAAAGGUGCGAGACUGGGAAGGCUUGGGAUUUGCUGUGUAAAAAAAAAAAUGUUCUUUGAAAGUACACUCUGCUGUUUGACACCU
Suricata suricatta (meerkat) is the source of this 1660-nucleotide messenger RNA. It is a transcript of the gene CADM1, whose product is annotated as cell adhesion molecule 1. The transcript is spliced from 12 exons. NCBI's taxonomy places the organism in Eukaryota, Metazoa, Chordata, Mammalia, Carnivora, Herpestidae. Gene Ontology annotation, molecular function: signaling receptor binding. The record is from RefSeq and is a predicted model, not a curated record. Gene Ontology annotation, biological process: susceptibility to natural killer cell mediated cytotoxicity; cell recognition; detection of stimulus. The coding region runs from base 34 to 1467 and encodes 477 amino acids. Gene Ontology annotation, cellular component: neuron projection; plasma membrane; synapse.